UUGACCUCAUUGACACAAAUGCUAGUCCUUUUUUUCACAGUUUUGCGGCAAAUGAAUGGUUGAUCCAACGGUUAGAAAUACUCAGUGCAGCAGUUCUUUCUUCUGCAGCACUAUGCAUGAGUUUGCUUCCUCCUGGAACGUUUAGCUCUGGAUUCAUUGGAAUGGCACUUUCAUAUGGUCUUUCAUUAAACAUGUCCUUGAUGUUUUCAAUUCAGAACCAGUGCACUAUAGCAAAUUAUAUCAUUUCUGUUGAAAGACUAAAUCAAUACACCCAUAUACCGAGCGAAGCCCCUGAAAUAGUAGAAGGAAGCCGUCCCCCAGCCAACUGGCCUUUUUUCGGUAAAGUGGAGAUACAAAAUUUGCAGAUCAGAUACAGGGCCGAUACACCACUUGUUCUUCGUGGGAUCAGUUGCAUAUUUGAAGGAGGACACAAGAUUGGUAUUGUUGGUCGAACUGGCAGUGGGAAGUCGACUCUCAUUGGUGCUCUGUUUCGUCUGGUGGAGCCAGCCGGAGGGAAGAUCAUAGUUGAUGGCAUUGACAUCUCUACAAUCGGACUUCAUGAUCUGAGGUCACGUUUUGGAAUAAUACCUCAAGAUCCUACUCUCUUCAAUGGGACUGUGAGAUACAAUUUGGAUCCCUUAUCCCAACAUUCAGACCAGGAAAUAUGGGAGGUUCUUGGGAAGUGUCAGCUUCGAGAUGCUGUUCAGGAGAAAGGUGGCUUAGACUCCUUAGUUGUAGAUGAUGGAUCAAACUGGAGCAUGGGACAAAGGCAAUUGUUCUGUUUGGGGCGUGCUCUUUUGAGGAGAAGUCGGGUACUGGUGCUUGAUGAAGCAACCGCAUCGAUCGACAAUGCCACCGAUAUGAUUCUACAGAAAACUAUACGGACUGAAUUUGCAGAUUGUACCGUGAUUACGGUAGCUCACAGGAUACCGACUGUGAUGGAUUGCACAAUGGUUCUUGCCAUUAGUGAUGGACAAAUAAUGGAGUAUGAUGAGCCAAUGAAUUUAAUGAAAAGAGAAGGCUCCCUAUUUGGGCAGCUUGUCAAGGAAUACUGGUCUCAUAUCCAGUCUGCAGAAUCCCAUUGAAUAUAUAUUGCAAUAUUG
Molecule: messenger RNA, 1103 nt
Organism: Prunus mume (Japanese apricot)
Lineage: Eukaryota; Viridiplantae; Streptophyta; Magnoliopsida; Rosales; Rosaceae
Source: RefSeq, a predicted model, not a curated record